GCGCAUGCGCAGCAGCACACGUUUGGCGCUAGUUUGACGGCGAGGAAGUGAGUGGACGCAGAGAGAUCUACAACUUGUGAUAAUUACAACGAUUAUCAACACACAUUCAGCUUUAAUGAGAUCUGCUUCCUGGUUUUAAACUAAAAAUGCCCAGCACUCGCUCACAGAAUCAGCCCACCGUUCAGUUCCCCCGAAGAAAGUCUUCCAGAUUGGGUUCUCGACCUAAAAGCUCCUCUGAGAAUGCAGUGGACGUCCAGACCACCCCUCUGUCCCCUAGAAAGUCAAAUGUGGGAGAUCCGCCCGGCGUCUGUCUGUCUCCCAGGAACUCUGUGUUGAAAAACACCUGUUUGUCUGAGAGGCUGCCCUUGAGCCCCCGCAAACGUACAGGUGACGAGAAUGGCUGUAACCUCCCGGCCUCUAUGCUUGGCUCUCCUCCUAAGCAGCGCUGCGCUCCUCUGGGCUCCCCUCGUAAACUGUCCUUCAAUGAGAACACGCCGGUCUUCUCCUCACCUCCACGUCCCACCCCGUCCUCACCCAAAAUUCCCCUCUCUCCCAUUUCACGUCCAUCGCCAAAGCGGCUGCAAGAGACCCCCUGCUCAAACCCGAUCCCCCGUACAGAGGGAAAGCUCCCUGUUACUCGACUCUUUCCUGUGAAAAAAUUGGGUUAUCAGAGUGUAAAGCAGGCUCUUCACACUGCAGUACCUGAACGUCUUCUCUCUCGUGAGGCAGAGAGAGCUGCCAUCGUCUCCUUCCUGGAGAACCACGUGGUGGUGGAAAAACCCUCCAGCCUCUAUAUUUCUGGUGCUCCUGGCACAGGCAAGACCGCCUGUCUGAACUGCAUCCUCCAGGAACAAAAGGCUCUGUUGAAAGGUGUUCAGACUGUGGUCAUCAACUGUAUGAAUCUGCGUAGCUCACAUGCCAUCUUUCCAUUGCUGGGAGAGAAACUGGGGGCUCCAAAGGGCAACAGCGAGGCUCGGCUGGAGAAACUUCUGACCAGGUCUGGGCCAACUGUCCUGUUGGUUCUUGAUGAGAUGGACCAGUUGGACAGCAAGUCUCAGGAGGUUCUCUACACGAUCUUUGAGUGGCCUUACCUGCCCAACUCUCGCGUUUGUCUCAUUGGUAUUGCUAAUGCAUUGGACCUGACGGACCGUAUUCUGCCUAGACUGCAGGCCAAACCACACUGCCGACCCAAGCUGCUCAACUUUCCUCCCUACAGUCGUGAGGAGCUUAAUGCAAUCGUUCAAGACCGGCUCACACAAGUGACAGGGGAAGGUGUUUUGGACGCAGCGGCAGUUCAGUUCUGUGCCAGAAAGGUUUCAGCUGUGUCAGGAGAUGCCCGCAAAGCGCUCGACAUAUGCAGGAGGGCCGUGGAGAUUGUGGAAGCGACUGACAGGUCUAAAAUGGCAUCUGAACCUGCAGCCAGCCCUAAAGUGUGGCGGGUGAGUGUUCCUCAGGUGGCGCGGGUUUUAUCAGAGGUGUAUGGCGACCGUAUGGCAUCCAGCAGCGGGGACGGCGAGAGCUUUCCUUUGCAGCAGAAGCUUCUGGUCUGCUGUCUGCUUCUUAUCAUCCGUAAUGGCAAGAGCAAAGAGGUCCAGUUGGGCAAGCUGUGUGAAGUGUACAGUAAGCUGUGUAAGCAGAGGCAGGUGGGAGGCGUCGGACAGACCGAGUGUUUGUCUCUCUGCAGUCUGCUGGAGAGCAGAGCAAUCUUCACACUCAAAAAGGCCAAGGAGGCUCGACUGACUAAAAUCUCCCUGAAGAUUGAAGAGCGAGACAUAGAGAAUGCUUUGAAGGAUCGAACUCUCCUUGGUAGCAUAUUAGCAGCUGGUCUGCCAUAAAUUACAUCAGAUUUCAGGUCCUUUUUUUUAUUUUAUUGUUUUAUACUAAUUUUAAUCUUUUUCUCAUUUGUCAAUAUUUUAUAAUGCUUUAAUGUGAAAGUCUUGUUUAAAAUGAGAUGUGCUAUUUCAAAGAGUGAUGAUUUGAUCCAAAAGGGUUGAUUUCUCCAUUAUGUUUGUCAAACAUUUGGCCUGCCUUUUUAAGUGUAAGGUUGUCUUUUUUAUUUUUAUUUUUUAUAAAUGUAUUCUUAAAUAGGCAUAAAUUCUUCUUUGUUUCAAAACAGAAGACUUUGCCUUCUAUUUUAUUUUGUACAUCACCUUUUAAUGGUUUUGGGGGAUGUACACUUUUAAUAAAGCAGAAUGUACAGAAUGUAAGUUUGCUUCUGAGUUACUCGUUAAAAUAUCUCUAAAAAUCAAACAUAUUUUUAAAAUAUGGCACAAUUUAAAACAAGCCAGCCAAAGUUUUCCACUUCCCUAUUGUAUUAAAGUAGGUGUAUUAAAUCUGCUUGUUACUGCUAAAAGUUUCACUUGUAUAUUGACCAACAAUUUGGCUUUACAUAAACCACAAGCCAAAAAUAAAGGCCAUCUUAAAUGUAGAUGGGUUGGUUUCUUCUUAGGAAAAUAUUU
This is a messenger RNA of Sinocyclocheilus anshuiensis, 2459 nucleotides long. Its product is annotated as cell division control protein 6 homolog. Gene Ontology annotation, molecular function: DNA replication origin binding; ATP hydrolysis activity; ATP binding. Gene Ontology annotation, cellular component: nucleus. Gene Ontology annotation, biological process: DNA replication initiation; mitotic DNA replication checkpoint signaling; cell division. Lineage: Eukaryota; Metazoa; Chordata; Actinopteri; Cypriniformes; Cyprinidae. The record is from RefSeq and is a predicted model, not a curated record. The transcript has 12 exons. The coding region runs from base 147 to 1835 and encodes 562 amino acids.